AAGCAGAGUCUCUUUCACUUUUGAAGACCGUGUUUCUUAGCUGAAGAGCCUCGGCCAAGGACAAACACAUCAGUGGGCCUGAAGAGCAGGAGCAGAAAUGUCUGACAGAGACAAGAUGUCACUGGCCUCCCACUUUGAACAACAGAAGAGAGUCUUAAUGCAGUAAGAGCACAAACUUCUCAGAGAAGCAGUAUCUGAGGACCCUAUCACUAUGGGAGAAUCUCAGUCCAAGCAGAAGAGUAACAAAAAGGUGGCUUGGUAUGGAGGUCUACAGGAUGUGGACCUCACUUUCGAAACAAAAGAUCAGAUGGAGAAGGAUCUGUUGAAGCACAGAGCCCAACGGUCUUUCCUAAGACUUUUCAGAUGGCCAAGAAUAUCCGAUGAUGUUUGCCUUAGUCAUCACAUCUAUGGAAAAGGGCAGACCUCUCAUCAUAAGUCACGGAGACACUAUCGUCUGUCAAAGAGGGAACGUGAGGAAUUGGAAUCUGAAAGGUCUGAAUGUAUAAGAAAAGAGGUCAUUCGAGAAAUAUAUGAGAAGCAAGAAAAGUCCAUUAAAGAAAAGUAUUUGUUCCAAAAUGUCACAAAGCUACUACUCCUACAAAAAAUGUGCCCAAGAGGCUCAGAAAACCUGGUCAGGAAAAGUUGGCAUCCAUGUGUACCAGAGGAAGGAGGACAUGUGAUUGAGAUCCAAGACUUAUUUGGCCCAAACAUAGGUACUCAGGAAGAGCCUCAAUUAGUCAUAAUAGAGGGGGCUCCUGGGAUUGGGAAGUCAACACUCGCCAGACAGGUGAGGAGAGCCUGGAAGGAAGGCCAGCUCUACAGGGAUCGCUUCGAGCAUGUCAUCUUCUUCAGCUGCAGAGAGUUGGCCCAGUGCAAGCAGCUGAGUCUGGAUGAGUUCAUAGAACAAGGCCAGGAAGUGCCCACAGCUUCCAUCAGUCAGAUCCUGUCUCACCCUGAGAAGCUGCUCAUCAUCCUGGAUGGCAUAGAUGAGCCAGCAUGGGUCUUGGUGGAACAGAAUCCUGAGCUAUGUCUGCACUGGAGUCCAAAACAGCCUGUGCACACACUGCUGGGCAGUUUGCUGGGGAAAUCCAUCCUUCCUGAGGCUUCCUUCCUGCUCACAGCUCGGACAACAGCUCUACGGAAGCUUAUUCCUUCUUUGGAGCAGUCACUUCAGGUGGAAGUACUAGGGUUCUCUGAGUGUGAACGGAAGGACUAUUUCUACAAAUACUUUGCAGAAGAAGAUGAUGCACUUAUAGCUUUUAGUUUGGUUCAGUCAAACCCAGUGCUCCUGACCCUGUGUGAGGUUCCCUGGGUGUGCUGGUUGGUCUGCACAUGCCUGGAAAAACAGAUGGAUGAGGAUGAUAAUGAAGUCCUCUCACUGACCUCACAGACCACCACAGAUCUUUGCCUGAAAUACAUUUCCUUGAUAAUCCCAGGUCAGCACCUGGGGACCCAGCUCAGAGCCCUUUGCUCACUGGCUGCUGAGGGGAUCUGCCAAAGAAGGACUCUAUUCAGUAAAAGAGACCUACGUAAGCAAAAGUUAGCAAACGUUGCCAUUGACACCUUCGUGGAGAUCGGUGUCCUUCAAAAGCAGCCCAUCUCUCUGAGCUACAGCUUUGCCCACUUGUGUCUCCAGGAGUUCUUUGCAGCCAUGUCCUACAUCUUGGAGGGUAGUAAAGAAAGACAUGGUAAUAUGAAAAUCAACAGAAUUGUGGAAACGCUGGUAGAAGUAUAUGGGAGACAUACCCUGUGUGAGGCACCCACUGUGCACUUUCUAUUUGGUCUUUUGAAUGAACAGGGAAUAAGAGAAAUGGAAACAAUCUUUGCCUGCAAGCUGCCUUGGAAGACAACAUUGAAGCUGCUAUGGAGCAUCAUAGGGGACCCACCCUAUCAACUACACCAUCUGGGUUUGCUCCACUGUCUGUAUGAGAGUCAGGAAGAGCAGCUCCUGACACAGGUGAUGCAUAAUUUUCACUUAACAGUGCCUGGCCCAAACUCCAUGGAAGCCACAGUGUCCCAGUCAAAUAUGAAUCACCUGGUGGUACAGACAGACAUGGAGCUCAUGGUGGUCACUUUCUGCAUUAAGUUCUGCUGUCAUGUGAGGAGUCUUCAGCUGAAUAGGAAAAGGCAGCAGGGACAUGAGUUGACGGCCCACAGGAUGGUUCUGUACAGAUGGACCCCAAUCACAGAUGCCAGUUGGAAGAUUUUCUUCUCCAAUCUUGAAUUCACAAGAAACCUGGAGGAGCUGGACCUAAGUGGAAAUCCAUUGAGCUACUCUGCAGUACGCAGUCUUUGUAUGACUCUGGAAGAGCCUGGCUGCCAACUGAAGACCUUGUGGCUUGUUAACUGUGGCCUCACAUCCAGAUACUGCUCACUCCUGGCCUCAGUGCUCAGUGCCCGCUCCAGCCUGACUGAACUAGACCUGCAGCUGAAUGACCUGGGUGAUGAUGGUGUGAUGGUGUUGUGUGAGCGGCUUAGGAAACAUGCCUGCAACCUCCGCAUCCUUCGGCUGGAUCAGGCCUCUCUCAGUGACCAGGUGAUUACAGAGCUCAGGGCCCUGGAGGCAAAGAAUCCACUGAUGUCCAUCACCAGCACAUGGAUACCACACAUGAUGGGCCCCACUGAGAACACGGAUGGAGAAGAUAGCCUGGCCUCAUUCAAGCAGCAGCAGCAACACUCGGAAGACAAACACGUGGAACCUCUGGGGACUGAUGAUGACUUCUGGGGCCCUACAGGACCUGUGGCUACUGCGGCUGUUGACAGAAAGAGGAACGUGUACCGAGUGCAAUUACCCGUGGCUGGUUCCUAUCACUGUCCCAGCACUGGACUUCACUUUGUGGUGACAAAGGCAGUGACAAUUGAAAUUGAAUUCUGUGCCUGGAGCCAAUACCUGGACAAGACUCCCUUGCAACACAGUCACAUGUUGGCUGGACCUCUGUUUGACAUCAAGGCUGAGCAAGGAGCUGUGACUGCAGUCUACCUCCCUCAUUUUGUGUCACUCAAAGGCAACCAAGAGGAAACAGUGGACAUCUCCUUGUUCCGUGUUGCCCACUUUCAAGAACAUGGGAUGGUCCUAGAAACGCCAGCCAGGGUGGAACAGCAUUAUGCAGUACUGGAAAACCCAAGCUUCUCCCCAAUGGGAAUUCUUCUGAGACUGAUUCCUGCUGUCGGACACUUCAUCCCCAUCACCUCCAUCACGCUGAUCUACUAUCACCUCUAUCUCGAGGACGUCACCUUUCACCUUUACCUGGUCCCCAAUGACUGCACUAUUCGGAAGGCUAUUGAUGAUGAAGAAAUGAAGUUUCAGUUUGUGCGCAUAAACAAGCCACCCCCAGUAGAUGCUCUUUAUGUUGGUUCCCGCUAUAUUGUGUCUGGCUCCAAAAAGCUGGAAAUUAUCCCAAAGGAACUGGAGCUGUGCUACCGAAGCCCCGGGGAGUCCCAGCUCUUCUCUGAGAUCUAUGUUGAACAAAUGGAGUCAGAGAUUAAGCUGCAAAUCAGAGACAAGAGGCACAUGAAUCUCAUAUGGGAGGCCUUGCUGAAACCAGGGGACCUCAGACUUGCUCUGCCCAGGAUUCCUUCAGUCCCCAAAGAUGCUCCUUCCUUGCUACACUUCAUGGACCAGCAUCGGGAGCAGCUGGUGGCCCGAGUGACAUCAGUGGACCCUCUCUUGGACAAGCUGCAUGGUCUGGUGCUAAGUGAAGAUUCCUAUGAGGCAGUGCGGGCUGAGACCACAAACCAAGACAAGAUGAGGAAGCUCUUCAGCCUCAGCCGGUCCUGGAGUCAAGCCUGCAAAGACCAAUUCUACCAAGCUCUGAAGGAGACCCAUCCUCACCUCGUCAUGGACCUCUUUGAAAAGUCAGGCGGGGUCUCUUUGGGAUCCUGAUAUCACUGAGCACUCUCCCUAGACUCCUGAUCUACCUUAACUUCCUUUGGUCCUUAGUUUCUCCAUCUGUAAGCAGUGGGCAUGUAAGUUUCCUUUCUGAUGGCACUAUUUCCAGGACACCUCUUGGGGAUCCAGUUGUUCUCCAAGCCAGAUUCCUAGCCAGAUGGUCAUGUGAGCUGAGCAUCUCAGAAAAAAACAAAAAACAAAAAACAAAAA
Messenger RNA from Apodemus sylvaticus (European woodmouse), 4099 nucleotides. Its product is annotated as NACHT, LRR and PYD domains-containing protein 1a-like. Gene Ontology annotation, biological process: innate immune response; inflammatory response; regulation of apoptotic process. NCBI's taxonomy places the organism in Eukaryota, Metazoa, Chordata, Mammalia, Rodentia, Muridae. Bases 212 to 3883 code for a protein of 1223 amino acids. The transcript has 15 exons. Gene Ontology annotation, molecular function: protein binding. Gene Ontology annotation, cellular component: cytoplasm; canonical inflammasome complex. The record is from RefSeq and is a predicted model, not a curated record.